This is a messenger RNA of Medioppia subpectinata, 853 nucleotides long. The record is from the annotation of a GenBank genome assembly. Lineage: Eukaryota; Metazoa; Arthropoda; Arachnida; Sarcoptiformes; Oppiidae.
UGAGACAUAAGGAGAGACACAGUGUGUGAGCGAAAGGGUGUGCCAUAACUCACAACAACAACAACUAAAUCGACCUCCGCUAGUGAUCGGCAAAAGAGAGCUGUUUUUCGGCAAAAAUCUGGACUCCGCUGAUAAGAAGCCGUUGACCACCGCUUCCGCCACCACUUCGUCGCCAGUCAUGUCAUCGAUGUCUUCGCGCAAACCCAAGGGUAGGGCCGCCACCAAAAAGCGGGCGCAAAGGGCCACCAGUAAUGUGUUCGCCAUGUUUGACCAGGCGCAAAUCCAAGAGUUCAAAGAGGCGUUUAAUAUGAUAGACCAGAAUCGGGACGGUUUCAUCGAUAAGGAGGAUCUGCACGACAUGUUGGCCUCGUUGGGCAAGAAUCCGGAGGACCAAUACCUCGAGGGUAUGAUGAAUGAGGCCCCGGGACCCAUCAACUUCACCAUGUUUUUGACACUCUUCGGCGAACGCCUUCAGGGCACAGACCCCGAAGAGGUGAUCAAAAACGCGUUCAACUGUUUCGAUGAGGACAACAGCGGUGUCAUCCACGAGGAGAGGCUCCGCGAACUUCUCACCACAAUUGGCGAACGAUUCUCCGACGAAGACGUGGACGACAUGUAUAGAGAGGCGCCGAUCGAUAAGAACGGAAUGUUUGAUUAUCUGGAGUUCACUCGUAUCCUAAAACACGGCGCCAAAGAUAAAGACGACCAGUGAUUGAUUGAAUGCCUUAACCGAUGGAUCCAUUAGUUAUCUCUUAUAGUGGUGUCCGAUAUUUGCCGCCAAACUAUUGGUGUUUUGUGUACUUCUUUCGCAAACACAUCACUUAUUUCUCGCACUUUAAUUGCUUUUAUGGUA